AUGGCCGAUUUCAGUAAAAUAAUUGCUACAUUUGAACAAAAUCCUUUAGAAUUCAAACCUCAAUUGGCUUCAAAAAAAGGAACCAGCUCCAAUAUUUCUUCUUCGAAUAAUAAUCCCAAUUACCCACCUGCGAUUCCGCAAAAGAAGAGAAUGUUACUAAAUGAAACUCAAGGAGUAAGCAAGACCGCAAAUUCAGUCAAUAACCAGUUAAAUAGGUUUGGACAUCCGAUGAGUCCUGGUAAAGAAAUCGAGCCACAAACAAAUAUACAGGACUGUAGAGUGUUGCCAAACAUUGUAAAUGUAAACGGAAAAACUUACAAAAAAAUUGAUUUCAACAAAAAUUUAUACAUUCGGCAAAUAUUGCCUAAAAAACCAUUUAUGAUACCUGCAAAUGUCGAUUUGUCCAGGUUUAAAUCACUCAAAAAUACUUCAAUCUCGAACGACAAAACCAUAAAAACUGUCGAACAAUUUCGGUACAGUGAAGAUCUUGAAGAAUACUAUACAGAUAUUAAAUGA
This is a messenger RNA of Helobdella robusta, 516 nucleotides long. RefSeq lists its product as hypothetical. The coding region runs from base 1 to 516 and encodes 171 amino acids. NCBI's taxonomy places the organism in Eukaryota, Metazoa, Annelida, Clitellata, Rhynchobdellida, Glossiphoniidae. The transcript has a single exon. The record is from RefSeq and is a predicted model, not a curated record.